Molecule: messenger RNA, 2271 nt
Organism: Megalopta genalis
Lineage: Eukaryota; Metazoa; Arthropoda; Insecta; Hymenoptera; Halictidae
Product: neuroligin-4, Y-linked-like
Source: RefSeq, a predicted model, not a curated record
GUGACGGCAACAUCGGCUCCUCUGGUCCAGCGCGAUCCGCGGCCGUGUCUCCGUCGUCUCGCACCGUCUCUCCACAGUCUCGGUGAUCCCCUCGUCGUCCCCUGUCCGCGCGCCCCGCGACCGACUCGCGUUCCUCGCGGAUCGGAUCGGCUCGGAUUCCGCGGGAUGCCGGCUCCACGUGACGGAGAUCGCCGGAUGGAUCGGGUGUGCAGUGCGUGAUCGCGAGUGUCUCCCGGGUCCCCAGCCAAGUGUCCGCGUGUGUCCAGCAGUUCGAUCCAGGAUCGGCAUCGGGCGGCUGCCUGCGAAGCGGCCGGGUCCGCCUGGUCGCAGGCCUGCGACCAACAGGGACGGGGCAUCCAGUGGUGCCUGAACAGCGAGUCACGAUCGAUUCAAUUAACCAUUGAACCUUCUCGAAGACCGGCACAGCCGUGGCCGAGGCUCGGUACAUCAUCAUGAUCGUUAUCCUCUGAACCGAGCGCAGCCGACCGAGCCGAAGUUUAAAGUGAGUUACGCAGGCUUAGCAGCUGCCAAGUUGGAACAAUGAUCCCAAACAGUGCGAGAGUGCUUAGGUGUCUACGGUCCGCGGGGCUCGAGUGAUAAGGUGUCUUCGGGUAGUGGAGCCUGGAGGGUUCUCCGCACUGGCCCAGGUCCGGGGAUUCAUGUUGGAUACAGUGGAAGCCAGAGCCUCGGUAUCCUCUUCGGAAGCCGUCGAUCCUCUCGCCAGCCUCUUAGCAGCGGCCACCGGAGAGACCGUGAUCGGCCGAACCGCGAAACUUUCGUCCGUCCAGAAUAAGAAUAGGAAGAAGAAAAAGCAUCUCGUGAGAAGAAGCGAUAAAGCGUCCCGAGGUGGACCCGGUGUCCACGGUAUCCGGCGUGUUCAUCUCCCCGGAAGCUCUAGGAAGCCAGCUCGUAAGGAUGAAGCGGACCGUUAAACAUCCGAGGGGCGGAUUUCUCCUGAGCGUCAUUAGGGCCGGCGCGUUUUAUUUGUACCGGCACAUCAAGCAUGCCAUUAGAAAUGAGAUCGGCUUCCUCUAAUCCCGUCCGCUGCUCUUAGGAUUCGGAGAGCCGCGAUCGCGGCUGAAACCGCUCGGUAUCGUCGUCGUCCUCGUGACCACAAUUAGGAACAUCAUCCUGUAAAAUGCGACGUACCGUUCGGACAGGUGUCCAGUAGCCUCUCGGUCGAACGAAAGGCGCGGUCCGCGCGGAAAUAAAGGCAUUUGCCCGACGAUCAAGUGGUCGACGCACGAGUUUCCAGGAUACGGAAUAGAAUAGCAGAACCUCGAGGAUCCCGUGAAGGAGGGCCCCGUCGUCGCUCCUGUAACUCGGGCUAUUUACCUUUCAGAACGCUGAGUUGGGGAUGCCUUGGGCCGCGUGUUGACUUCCCGUCGAGAAUCGUCAGCACGUUUCCGUGGCUAGUCAAACAGCGGCCUCGAAGAGGACUCGAUUUAAAGAGCGGCUCCGGCGAUCCGUGGUAACCGCCGUCUUCGAUAUUGGCUCCGACCAGUGUAUACCUUGUCGAGGACCGCGAAAGAUGACUUGAACGUUGCUCCGGGGGCAGAGCGAUCGUCGCGACGGAGGGCAGGCCGACGGGAACCGACGGGAUAUAUGAUACGUUGGUGUUCGUCCGAGUGAUCCACGGUCAGGGAUCGCGCGGUGAUAUCGAUCCUCGCGUACACUGAUGCAUCCUGGCGAAGCGGCCGGUCCUCGUGGCAACGGGGUCAUCAGGAUCGCGAGCGUUAGAGCCUGCGGCGGCGGCUAGAGCCGAGGAAUGAGCUUGAGGAGGGGGAUCGACUGAGGCGCACCAGCCGAGGGGACGGGGUUUGUGGUAGGGCGCGAACGAAGAUGACGUCGCCGAUCCUGGCGUUGCUCGGCCUCGUCCUGGCCACCGCCAGCGCCGAGCUCAGCUCGAGGAUCGUCAGGACAAAGUACGGGGAACUGUCUGGCGUUAUCGUGCCCCUCGAUCGCCACCUCGAGGGCGUCGAAGUGUUCCGCGGCGUUCCGUACGCGUCGCCGCCGAUCGGCUCCCUUCGAUUCAUGCCGCCUGUCAACGGCGCGAUAUGGCACGGCGUCAAAGUCGCUGACAAGUUCGGGCCCGUCUGCCCGCAAAGGCUGCCCGAGCUCAGCGACAAAAUGCCGAAAGGACGCGCGGAGUACCUCAGAAGGCUGCUGCCGUACCUGAGGAAUCAGAGCGAGGACUGUCUCUAUCUCAACAUCUACGCGCCGGUUCAAGGUACGACACUGGGAAUGUUAUCGUUUUAACGGCGGGAUUUU